Messenger RNA from Sardina pilchardus (European sardine), 2007 nucleotides. RefSeq lists its product as uncharacterized. The record is from RefSeq and is a predicted model, not a curated record. The transcript is spliced from 6 exons. NCBI's taxonomy places the organism in Eukaryota, Metazoa, Chordata, Actinopteri, Clupeiformes, Clupeidae. Bases 160 to 996 code for a protein of 278 amino acids.
UCGGAGGUUAGUUACAGUGGUGCAGAGCGUGUGAACGGCACUCUGCUGCGGACGUGCGCAAACCAACUUCAUUCCCACUCAUUCAGUCAGUCACCUGAAAAUGUAAACAAUGGCGGACACGGGACACGUACAUUCGAAAAGCCACGGUGAUUAGCCUCAAUGGAGAGACGACUGACAUUUCAGGGCGCGGGCAGCCCGUAUGGGAACGAGAUGGAGAGCCCAAUCGACAACCCAAACAAGGCUGCCGAAUAUCUGAAGGAGCUUAACAAAAUUAUUGAGACCCAACAGGAGUUGCUGGAGAAGCAAAAGAUUCGCAUUGAGGAGCUUGAGCAGCAAGUUACAGAGCUGUGCAACGAAAAUGCCUGUCUGAAAGACGAAUACCAGCGGCAUCUCCUUACUUGCAGAUUGCAACAGGGCAAUUGCCAUUCGGCCCUUGGAUCUAUACAGGAAAACGCCACUCAAGAGAAAUUGCAAUGUGAAAACACAAAGAUGGUCAGAAGACACGCAUCUCUUCCCCUGGAGGCCAUUGAAAGCCCAGGCAGUCUCAUAUCGCCAGUGUGCAGAAGACCCUUCCCAUGUCGCCAGUGGAAGUCCGCUUCUUUUGGAAGUCAGACACCAUGGACACAACUUCCAGGUGUGACCGAGCUGCCCGGCUCCGUGACCAGCGGCGGCGCGGUGCUGGACGCCCAGACGGACGGCUUCUACAGCAGGGUGCAGACGUGGCCCGCGUCGCCCUCCACUGGCCUCUCAGAGCUGCCCGCUCAGCUGCAGCUGGACCCUCUGGCUGGACACUUGAGACGGACGGAGCUUUUGACUGCAGAACCUCAUGAAACAUUCAUCCCGGGGUCUGUAGACACUUUGCACCAGUAUUGCUGCCCUCCUCCGUUGUUCAGUAAGCAGCUAGCCGUGCCCGCCCCUGUCUCAGAGUGCAGCGACGAUAACGUCCUCCAUCAGUUCUGUUGCCCUCCCUCUGGAAGCAGUAGCCCUUCAAGAUAGCCGGGAGUCAGACAAGGGAAGGAACAGGCCCUGCCUCUACCCCUGGAAACACUCUCCUCUCUGGCCCCUGGCUUUGCCCUUCUCUCUCUCUCUCUCUCUCUCUCUCUCUCUCUCUCUCUCUCUCUCUCUCUCUCUCUCUUUCUCUCUCUUUCUCUCUCACUCUCUUUGUCUCUCUCUCUCUCACUCUUUCUGUCUCUCUCUGUCUCUAUCUUUAUUUCUCUCUCUUUCUCUACAUUUCUCCUACUUGUAUUCCAUCUCUCUGUCUCUGUCAUAUUCUCUACCUUUUUAUUAUUAAUCUAUCUAAAAAUCUAUCUCUCUCUCUCUCUCUCCCUCUUCCCUUUUCUAUCUCAGUCUUCUUCGCCAUCCUCCUGUGUCUAUUCUCCUCUCCAUCGCUAUCUCUUUUUUUCAUUCUCUCUCAGGCUCUCUGUCCUUGCCUGCUCUCUCUCUCUCUCUCUCUUUCUCUCUCUCCCUCUCUUUCUCUCUCUCUCUCCCUCUCUCUCGCUCCCUCUCUUCCAUGCAUUGAGACUCUUCUCCACCUUCCUUCCCUCCUUCUGCAUGGGCGCCCCCGAGGCCUGAAGCUCCCGUCAACUGGAGGAGCCCUGCAGGAGUUGUCUCCUCUCUUCUCCUCUCACUCACUCACUCACUCACUCGCUCCCUCUCUCCCCUCCUCCUCCUCCUCCUCCUCCUCCUCUCUGAAUGUCUUCCCACUGCCCUGACGUCACCUCGUACCUCAAAAACAAACACAAGGGACACUUAGGGCACCCUCUCAUGCAAUACUUUACUAGUAAUGUAGACACAGUCAAUUAAGGUAUGUUUUCAUGUAUAAUAGCAUCAUUAUGGCUUUCUAAAGGGACUUGAAGAUGAAGAUGCAAAAUGGUGAUGUGUGAAUGAAGAGUUGAGGAGGAGUGGGUGGUUGCACUUUGAGAUGUUAUGCAAAACAGAGGAAACCUCAAUGGCAAUGCAAUGUAUUAAUCCGAGAGCACUGCAUGCACUGUUAGAAUCCUACUAUUA